Molecule: messenger RNA, 1694 nt
Organism: Uloborus diversus
Lineage: Eukaryota; Metazoa; Arthropoda; Arachnida; Araneae; Uloboridae
Product: major facilitator superfamily domain-containing protein 1-like
Exons: 1
Coding region: 90-1658 (522 amino acids)
Biological process (GO): transmembrane transport
Cellular component (GO): lysosome
Molecular function (GO): transmembrane transporter activity
Source: RefSeq, a predicted model, not a curated record
UGUUGAUUUAAUGAAUUGAUAGCGAGUUGUAGGAGGUGAUUUUUCGUAAAUUAUCAACUAAUUACUUUCGUUGUUUUUCAAAUUGAAACAUGAAAGAAAAUCCAACCCGUGAGUCGAAUGUAAACGAGAAUGUUAGCACAUCAGAAGAUGAAGAAAAAUAUUGCUUUUCUUGGGCAAUAUGCAAUCCGCGUAAAACUGUACAUCGAUAUUUUGCCCUGAUCUUUAUGUGUCUGUUGGGUUUUGGCAGUUAUUUUUGCUAUGAUAACCCUGCAGCUUUGCAGCAACAAAUUAUUCGCGACAUGCAAGUGUCAACUCAAGAUUUCUCUAGUUUGUAUUCAUGGUAUUCUUGGCCUAACGUUAUCCUGGCAUUCUUUGGUGGAUUUUUAAUCGAUCGAGUUUUCGGCAUACGCUUAGGUGCAAUCAUUUUUAGCUUGUUUAUAUUACUUGGUCAAUUGGUGUCUGCUACUGGAGCAAUUUUCAACUACUUUUGGAUAAUGCAACUGGGGAGGUUUAUUUUUGGCGUCGGAGGUGAAUCUCUUGCUGUUGCUCAAAAUACGUAUGCUGUUAGUUGGUUUUCGGGAAAAGAACUGAAUAUGGUUUUCGGUCUACAACUUAGUCUUGCCCGUGUUGGAAGCACAGUAAACUUAAUUUUGACACCUGAAAUAUAUGACACAAUGAGUCAACGUUUUUCCGAUUAUACUUUGUUGGGUGUGACUCUUUUCAUUGCUUCACUCACUUGUGUUCUUUCACUCGUAGCCGCUUUAAUAAUGGGCUUCUAUGAUUGGAGAGCUGAAAAGAUUUUGAACAAAACAGCAGGACAGACUGGUGAAGUUAUUCGUUUCAAAGACAUCAAAGAUUUUCCAUUGACAUUUUGGUUAAUCUCUAUGGUAUGUGUGACAUACUAUGCAAUGAUAUUUCCUUUCAUUGGCCUUGGAACAGUGUUCUUUGCAAGAAAAUAUAAUUUGAGUCAAUCGGAAGCGAACUUAGUGGAUGGUAUCCCUUACAUCAUAUCAGCAUUUGCUUCCCCUGUGCUUGGGUUGAUGGUAGAUAAAAUUGGACGUAAUUUGUUGUGGGUUUUUGUUGCAGUUCUUCUUACUUUGAUUUGUCACCUACUUAUUGGACUUACAUUUAUAAACCCAUGGUAUCUUAUGAUACCAAUCGGCUUAACUUAUUCUCUUUUAGCAUGUGGUCUAUGGCCAAUGGUUGCACUUGAAGUACCCGAGUACCAACUUGGAACAGCUUACGGCAUUAUGCAAUCAAUCCAAAACCUUGGACUUGCAGUUGUUGCAUUAGCAGCUGGAGCCAUUGUUGACUCUAAAGGUUACAUAUUUCUUGAAGUUUUUUUUAUUUAUUUCGGAAUAGCUGCAGUCAUAUCAACAAUAUUGCUCUUUGUGGUGAAUUCAAGUAGAGGUGGAGCUCUCAACUUAUCCGUUAAAGAGAGAUUAGCCAGAGAAGAAGAACUUAGUCGGCAGGAAUUAGUCGAAAAUCAGAGACUGCUAGCAUCGGGAUCUAUGGCAGAUGUGACGCCUCAUGAUUUAAUGCAACCAAGAUCCGAUUUCUACAUCCGUAACAGAUUCUUGAGCAGAAUUGGGGCUAAGCUUCCACCUCAUUUUGAUAUUACAACAUGUGCGCUUAUACACAGAACUGGAUUAAAAUAAAUUAUAUUCAAUCAGGCUUUGAGAUUGCAUGUAUAG